This is a messenger RNA of Ochotona princeps (American pika), 696 nucleotides long. It is a transcript of the gene FUOM, whose product is annotated as fucose mutarotase. The transcript has 6 exons. Gene Ontology annotation, molecular function: racemase and epimerase activity, acting on carbohydrates and derivatives; fucose binding. The record is from RefSeq and is a predicted model, not a curated record. Gene Ontology annotation, biological process: fucose metabolic process. Bases 48 to 512 code for a protein of 154 amino acids. NCBI's taxonomy places the organism in Eukaryota, Metazoa, Chordata, Mammalia, Lagomorpha, Ochotonidae.
CCGCCCAUCCCCGUCGCGCAGGCCCCGCCCCGCUCCCUGCUGCAGCCAUGGUGGCCCUCAAGGGCGUCCCCGCGCUGCUGUCCCCGGAGCUGCUGUACGCCCUGGCGCGGAUGGGACACGGGGACGAGAUCGUCCUGGCAGACGCAAACUUCCCCACCUCGUCCAUCUGCCAGCAUGGGCCUGUGGAGAUCCGCGCAGACGGCCUGUGCGCUCCGCAGCUCCUGGAGGCUGUGCUGAAGCUGCUGCCACUGGACAGCUACGUCUCCAGCCCGGCUGCCGUCAUGGAGCUGGUGCCCAGCGACAGAGAGAGAGGCCUGCAGACCCCGGUAUGGGCCGAGUACGAGGCCAUCCUGUCCAGAGCCGGCUGCACGAAAUCCCUGGCGAAAAUGGAGAGAUUUGAAUUUUAUGAGCGCGCUAAAAAGGCUUUUGCCGUGGUGGCUACAGGGGAGACAGCCCUCUACGGAAACCUCAUCCUCACAAAGGGAGUGCUGGCCCUGGACUCCCCAUACUAGGCCUCCCAGGACACCUGUACCUCGGCGACACCGGCCCCCACCCCCCGGCAGCAGCCAAGGACCUGGCCAGGACGGAGGGGGCGGGGCCUCUGGGGAACCUUGCUGACCAGGAUGGUCCUCCCCAUGUGUGACAACAGUGGAAACACUUGAGCCGUGGGGCCCUCCCCUCUGGGCUUGAGCAGCA